Messenger RNA from Caenorhabditis remanei, 546 nucleotides. RefSeq lists its product as uncharacterized. Lineage: Eukaryota; Metazoa; Nematoda; Chromadorea; Rhabditida; Rhabditidae. The transcript has 2 exons. The record is from RefSeq and is a predicted model, not a curated record. The coding region runs from base 1 to 546 and encodes 181 amino acids.
AUGCCUCCAAAACUAUCCGGUAACCGUGGCAAACGAUGUAACUGUAUGGACCCUCUUCGUAAUAUUCGAUCAAAAUAUACAAGUCAAUGUAAGAUGUUUCGUACUUUUCGUGAAAUAAGAUAUCGUGGUGGUUUGGGCAUAGAAUGUGGACUCCUGCAGGAUUCGGAAACUUUACGGUACAGAAUUGCUGACCAAUUGGCAAAAGAUGAAGCAAUUUUCUACUAUAAGGACGGUCGAAUUCUUGAAUACUGUGAAGUGAUUACAAAAUGUCCAAGUGAAGUCCCCUCGAUCCAAGACGGUGUUAACUUGCUUGAAUUUUACAACAGCAGGCUCAAGGAGAAUAUUACUGAUGAACAAUUUGUUGUGAUGGAUAAGCAAAGGAUAUACUAUCCUAUUUCUGAACUGUUUAUUGCCAAAGUUCCAACACCGUGCUCCUCCUGUAAAAACUUUCCACACUCCACAACAACCAUCUUUCCAAGACUAUUUUUCCAAAACUAUCUUUUCCCAGAUCGAAUGAAGCCGCGGAUACCCGGAAAGUCUAAAUAA